Molecule: messenger RNA, 1114 nt
Organism: Malania oleifera
Lineage: Eukaryota; Viridiplantae; Streptophyta; Magnoliopsida; Santalales; Ximeniaceae
Exons: 3
Coding region: 147-902 (251 amino acids)
Source: RefSeq, a predicted model, not a curated record
UGGAAAGCUCAAAAGCAUGCUCGUGCUCACGUGCCCAGCGUACUUAAUUUCCCCGUCCUUAUCCGCAACCAAAUUUCUUCGGCGCACAGACUGACCAGAACGAAAAACAGAAAACUUUUGAGGCGCCAGCCGGGAGAGUAUCGGAGAUGGGGAGUUCAUCGCCCGAUGAUUUUUUGGUGGUGGUGUUGGCAUCUGAUCUGGGUAUGGAUGCUCGGCCCUUCUUAACCCCAUCUGAAAGAGGAACGGAAGAACCUGAAGAGCCUCAAGAGAACUGGCAAGACUGUCCCUCUUACCUCGCUGACGAAGACUUCUCCGAUCUUGAUUUCCUACAGUUCGCCUGCGCCCAAGGCUCCGACAGAUGUGGUAACCGUAUACUGCGCAUCGUAGGGAAGUUCUUCCCAGCUUCUGUUGUCAGUGGGGAACGGCUGAAAAAAUAUAUAUUUCACAAAAUAUUCAGUGAGUUUCCAGAAGGACCAUUCUGCAUUGUUUACAUGCAUAGCACUGUGCAGAAGGAUGACAACUCUCCUGGCAUGACCAUGCUGCGGUGGAUAUAUGAAGAACUUCCGUCUGACUUCAAAGACAGGCUUCAAGUUGUGUACUUCAUACAUCCUGGGCUGCGCUCAAGGGUUCUUUUUGCCACCGUUGGUCGUUUCUUCUUAAGUGGAGGUCUCUACUGGAAAAUAAAGUACAUUAGCCGCCUGCAAUACCUUUGGGAUGACAUAAAGAAGGGAGAGGUUGAUAUCCCCGAAUUUGUGAAAAAUCAUGAUGAUAUUCUUGAGCAUAGACCGCUGACAGACUAUGGAAUCGAACCAGACCCGCUUCACUUAACAGAGAUUCCAUUGACAGCCUAUACGUUUGGGAGGUAUGAAGAGAGAUGGAUAUCUAGGGAUUGCACAUCUUAAGUCUGGCUAUCUAUAUAGCUUGUCGUGAGGGCAUGAGCUUUGUAUAGUACUAAAUUCAUAUUUUCUGCUGUGAGCUCUUAUAACUUAUGGUUGUGACCUAAGUUUCAGCAUGCUCUAAGGAUACAUGCAUGAGAUUUGCCCUCCUGAAAUGUAAUGUUUUACUUCUAUGCACGUUUAGUUUGAGACAUGCACUGGAGUGCUGCUUUGUGUCU